Aspergillus wentii DTO 134E9 is the source of this 2530-nucleotide messenger RNA. It is a transcript of the gene atm1, whose product is annotated as ATP-binding cassette Fe/S cluster precursor transporter ATM1. The transcript has 7 exons. Gene Ontology annotation, cellular component: mitochondrial inner membrane. The record is from RefSeq and is a predicted model, not a curated record. Gene Ontology annotation, molecular function: ATP hydrolysis activity; ATP binding; ABC-type transporter activity. Bases 141 to 2315 code for a protein of 724 amino acids. Lineage: Eukaryota; Fungi; Ascomycota; Eurotiomycetes; Eurotiales; Aspergillaceae. Gene Ontology annotation, biological process: intracellular iron ion homeostasis; transmembrane transport.
AUCGACACGACCAGACAGCUCACUCAAGCUGCUCAAUCUACUUUCUAUCCAGCUCUCACACCGACAAUGAUCCAUUAUUAGGCUCUAAGAAGCCACGGCAUACCAUCUGGUCGCUGAAAACACACACUAUACAGGCCGGCAUGCUGCCCCGAGCAGCUCGAUCGCCUUGCUGGCGUACCUCCGGGCGGUACAUACAUCUUCUGCCUGCUGUUCCGCGCUCGACACCAUUGAAGACAGCAUACUUUGGAAGUCGAUUCAGGGCAUUCACAUCCAGUCCGAGUCCGUACAGGAGACAGGUUACCGGAGAUCCUACCUCGGAGCGAAAGACGACGAAUCCUAAUGCCCCGCCAGUAGCUCGGCCCGCGAAUGCGAACGUGACCCCGAAUCCCAAAGACACCCAAAAUGCAACGGCUGCGAAGAAGAAGGAUUUGCUGAGCGAGACGACGGUGGGGAAUAAGGAGCAGAGGAAGGCGGACUGGGCCAUUAUGAGGGAGAUGGCAAAGUACCUCUGGCCAAAGGAUGACUGGGGUACUAAGCUUCGUGUUGGAACUGCAUUGUCGCUGUUAAUUGGCGCAAAGGUUUUGAACGUCGAAGUUCCAUUCUACUUCAAGAGCAUUGUUGACUCGAUGAAUAUCGACUUUGCCACUGUCGGCGGCACAGCGUAUACAGUGGCCGGGUCAAUGAUUAUAGCUUACGGUGCUACUAGAAUCGGCGCUACACUCUUCCAGGAGCUUCGAAACGCUGUAUUUGCCAGUGUGGCCCAGAAGGCGAUUCGCAAAGUGGCACGGAACGUAUUUGAGCACCUGUUAAGGCUAGACCUUAACUUCCACCUUACUCGCCAGACUGGUGGCUUGACAAGAGCGAUUGACCGUGGAACAAAGGGUAUCAGCUUCUUGCUGACAUCUAUGGUGUUCCAUGUGGUCCCUACCGCGUUGGAGAUUUCCCUCGUGUGCGGUAUACUGACGUACCAGUAUGGUGCGCAGUUUGCUGCGAUUACAACAGCGACAAUGCUUGCAUAUACUGCGUUUACUAUCACGACUACUGCUUGGAGAACAAAAUUCCGGAAGCAGGCCAACGCGGCGGAUAACCGCGGAGCAACGGUAGCCGUGGACUCGCUUAUCAACUACGAAGCUGUCAAAUACUUCAACAAUGAGCGAUUUGAGGUUGCACGCUAUGACAGGGCCUUGAAGUCGUACGAAGAUGCGUCCAUCAAGGUUACAACGUCUCUGGCCUUCCUUAACUCUGGCCAGAACAUGAUCUUCUCGAGUGCAUUGGCCGCCAUGAUGUACCUUGCGGCCAACGGAGUGGCCAGCGGAUCACUGACGGUUGGUGACUUGGUCAUGGUCAACCAAUUGGUCUUCCAAUUGUCUGUGCCGCUGAACUUCCUUGGUUCCGUGUACCGUGAGCUGCGCCAGUCACUGCUUGACAUGGAAACACUGUUUAACCUCCAAAAGGUCAAUGUGACGAUCAAGGAACGAGCGAAUGCCAAAGCACUUGAGCUCAAGCAGGGAGGAGAGAUCCGGUUCGACAAUGUCACGUUCGGCUAUCAUCCCGAGAGGCCCAUCCUUAAGAACGCUAGCUUUACGAUUCCUGCUGGUCAGAAGUUUGCUAUCGUUGGACCGAGUGGCUGCGGCAAAUCCACAAUCUUGCGGUUGUUGUUCCGAUUCUAUGACGCCCAAGAGGGCCGAAUCCUGAUCGAUGGUCAAGAUGUGCGCGACGUGACACUGGAAAGUCUCCGCAAAUCUAUUGGAGUGGUUCCUCAAGACACACCGUUGUUCAACGAUACGAUUGCUCACAAUAUCCGUUAUGGAAGGAUUGACGCAAGUGAUGAGGAGGUGCGAAAGGCUGCCCAGCGGGCUCAUAUCCACGAAUUGGUCGAGAAACUGCCCGACGGAUACCAGACAGCUGUGGGUGAGAGGGGAAUGAUGAUCUCUGGCGGUGAAAAGCAGCGAAUGGCGAUUUCUCGAUUGCUUGUGAAGGACCCACCACUUUUGUUCUUUGAUGAAGCGACCUCGGCCCUUGAUACCUACACUGAGCAGGCAUUGUUGCAAAACAUCAACAGCAUUCUGAAGGAGAAGGCUCGCACCAGCGUUUUUGUUGCGCAUCGAUUGCGCACGAUCUUUGACAGCGAUCAGAUCCUCGUGCUGAAGGAUGGGCAAGUGGCAGAGAAGGGCUCACACCGAGACCUUCUGGACCAGAACGGCAUUUACGCUGAGCUGUGGAAUGCCCAGGAAACGUCGCUAACUCACGAUCUGGAAUAUGAGCGGAGCGCCGAAGAAGAGGCUCAGGAUGCGACAGAGCCCAAGCAAAAAUAGAUAAGAGAUUGGAGGGUUUCAUUCAUUUUCUUUUCUAAAUUGGUAGAUACUUACGUGGAUAUACUUCUUAUACCUAGAUGGUCAGACAAUUACAUAUAACGAAUUUUUUGGGUAGUAAAGUGACUAUGGCGUCAGACUGUAUAUGUGAAACCCCUCUAGAUUGAGCGAUGAGGAGUUCGAUGAGGGGAUUGAGGGAUAGCAUUCCGACCGGAGGG